Penicillium odoratum is the source of this 1482-nucleotide messenger RNA. RefSeq names its product GNAT family N-acetyltransferase. The coding region runs from base 1 to 1482 and encodes 493 amino acids. Gene Ontology annotation, biological process: siderophore biosynthetic process. The record is from RefSeq and is a predicted model, not a curated record. Lineage: Eukaryota; Fungi; Ascomycota; Eurotiomycetes; Eurotiales; Aspergillaceae. The transcript has a single exon.
AUGAGACACAACACUUGUCACCUCCCAAAUGGCAUGACAUUUAGCGUGUCGCCAGUCUUUGGUGGGGUCACGUUCAAAUCCAACGAUUUGAAUGUUCACAACUCCACCUUCCCGCCGGGAUGGACGAUCAUCAUCCACAGCGAAAAGACCGCCAAGCAGCCAGAGGAACAACGAGGUCGAACUGGCUCAGAGGAGGGACGUCCAUCUUCCAGCGAUGGCGACCAGAAUAUCUCCCGAUUUACCACCCCGACGUCACGGCGCGACUGUCUUUACAUCUCCUACAUCGUCAACCCACCGUCUAGCGACUUUAAACCGGCCUCCUCGCCCACUCGCCACAUUGCCAUGAUGCUCUGGGCGACCUUGUGGUGGUACUUUCACGAACCGGAACCCGAUCUCCAUCUGGACAAUGCGGCAUGCAGCGCGACCCCGAGCGGUGGACGUCCGAAGGGGGAAUGGCGGGUGAAUAUCAAACGAGAGGGGAUUUUCAAGGGCCGGAAUCUACUCCAAAAGCUGGAGCGCAUGAGUCUAGUUACGAGCGAAGACUCCUCGGUCGGACUGCAACCCGUUGAAACACGGGAUUCGAGCAGCUGGUCGAACAUGUUCGUCAGCCGACGAAGCUUCUGGCAGCUAGAUCCGCGUAUCUUUCUCUUCACGCUGACUCCGCGAGGAGGAGCUCCAUCCCCUUCUCUGACCCCGUUCCAAUCCCGGCAUGCUUCGCCAGCGCGGGAUGGCCUUCCUUCCUCAACGGUCCUGUCGCCCACCGAGGCAACAUUUCAUACUGCCAGUCUCGGUCCCUACACGUCAGUCGGUCCCUUCACAUCUGGCAGCCAUCUUCCAACGUACUACCCGCCCGCACCAACACAAUAUAAGUUCACUAAUGGUAUCCGGCACCCGAUUCGUCCGAAGCCACCGCGUCAGGGGGAAAUUUUCUAUACGCGGUAUAUCCCGAGUGUAGAACAAUAUCUCACAUUCCGGAUCCCGUUCGUGCCGAUGACGAAGCCCGAAAUGGCACCUGGCAGUGACAGCCGGCCUUCCACGCCAGUCAAAGUAGUCGCUUCGUCCGUGACGGGUGUCGAGCAGCAUCUUUGGCAGGACAUCCCGUCGGAUUUGGAUACCCUGCAUAAGUGGAUGAAUGAGCCCCGUGUCGAAGCAAUGUGGGGAGUCGGGGGCCCCAAGGAAGUACAGGAGAAGUUUCUCUUGACUAAUCUGACGAGUCGACACAGUUUCCCCGUCAUUGGGUGCUGGGAUGGGAAACCAUUCGGCUAUUUUGAGAUCUACUGGGUGAAAGAGGAUCCACUGGGUCGUCUGUUGGAUCGAGUAGACAAUUAUGAUCGAGGCAUUCACCUGCUUGUCGGCGAGCAGGAGUUCCGGGGGGCACAUCGAGUGGUGAUCUGGUUGACAGCUCUGGUACACCAUUGCUUUUUGAGUGAUCUGAGAACGGAUUCGGUGGUUCUGGAGCCGCGAGUUGAUAAUAUAAAGUAA